AUGGGUGAAAUACUCAACUCAAGUGGACCGACGAACCGAACUUGGACUCGGGAGAAGAAAUUCAGCAGUCUGGAGGACAUCGACGUCACCGCGGACGGGAGCCCGAUCCUCCGGAUACUGGUAUCUGUGGUGUACUCGGUAGUUUGCGCCGUGGGCUUAGUGGGCAACUUGUUAGUCUUCCUCCUCAUGAGGUUAAGGCAGGGUCGCAAGAAGUCGAGCAUCAACUUCUUCAUCAUCAAUUUGGCUGUGACCGACUUCCAGUUCGUGUUGACUCUGCCUUUCUGGGCAGUGGACACUGCGCUGGACUUCAGCUGGCCCUUUGGAAACGCCAUGUGCAAAAUCAUCCUGUCGGUGACGGUGAUGAACAUGUACGCCAGCGUGUUCUUCCUCACGGCGAUGAGCGUGAGCCGUUACUGGUCCGUCGCCUCGGCUCUAAAGAACCGAGUCGGCCGGAGGUCGCUUCCUGUGAAAUGGGUGUGCGCGCUGCUCUGGGGGUCUGCGACGGUCGCCACAGCCCCCACCACUAUUUUCUCUGCCGGGAUCGAGGUGGCCGGGGAGAAACUUUGCCUUUUAAAGUUCCCGGACGGACACGACUGGCUCGCCCUUUACCACAUCCAGAAGAUCGUCGUGGCUUUCAUAGUGCCCAUGCUCACCGUGUCCUGCAGCUAUCUGAUGCUCUUGCGCUUCAUCCGACAGAGGAGCAUGCACAACACCCCCAACCCGAAGCGGCGCUCCAGAGUCACCAAAUCCGUCACCGUGGUGGUUCUGUCCUUCUUUCUCUGCUGGAUGCCGAACCAUGCCAUCACGUUUUGGGGCGUCUUGGUCAAAUUUAACGCCGUCAACUGGGACGAGACGUACUACAUGGUGCACACCUACGUGUUCCCCGUCACCGUCUGCCUGGCGCACGCCAACAGCUGUUUGAACCCGGUGCUGUAUUGCCUCAUGCGGCGGGAGUUCAGGAAGAUGCUCAGGGAUGUGUUCUGGAGAAGCCCCGCUGCUGCGGCGACCAGCCAAGCUUACCCGGUGCGCAGCACGCUCUCUGCCACGUUCAAAACCCAGGGAGCCAUACCUCUGCAAGUGUUGGACAACAGCCAGUGCCGGCUCUCCAUAAUAGACCAGAAAGGUUCACCUGGCUUACACAUGAUCCCACACAUCUGA
Molecule: messenger RNA, 1158 nt
Organism: Lampris incognitus (smalleye Pacific opah)
Lineage: Eukaryota; Metazoa; Chordata; Actinopteri; Lampriformes; Lampridae
Gene: rxfp3.3a2
Product: relaxin family peptide receptor 3.3a2
Exons: 1
Coding region: 1-1158 (385 amino acids)
Biological process (GO): G protein-coupled receptor signaling pathway; immune response
Cellular component (GO): membrane
Molecular function (GO): G protein-coupled receptor activity
Source: RefSeq, a predicted model, not a curated record